Aspergillus tubingensis is the source of this 2199-nucleotide messenger RNA. Its product is annotated as CCCH zinc finger and RRM domain protein. The record is from RefSeq and is a predicted model, not a curated record. The transcript has 5 exons. Gene Ontology annotation, biological process: mRNA processing. Bases 1 to 2199 code for a protein of 732 amino acids. NCBI's taxonomy places the organism in Eukaryota, Fungi, Ascomycota, Eurotiomycetes, Eurotiales, Aspergillaceae. Gene Ontology annotation, molecular function: RNA binding; metal ion binding. Gene Ontology annotation, cellular component: nucleus.
AUGCAGCUCACCGAGGAUCAAGCGACUGAGGUGAAGUCGUGGGUAGUGAGGAAACUGGAAGAUAUAUCGGAUGCCGAUUCUGACGUGCUUGCCGAUUACGUCCUGGCGCUUAUCCGAACAGAUGCCCCGGACGAAGAGAUCCGGAAGGCUUCGGUGGACAAUCUGGAAGACUUCUUGAGAGAACACACUGUUCAGUUUGUCGAUGAACUCUUCACAACGUUUGCGCCCAAGCCGCAGCCCGUUCAAACCGCCGCGAUGUCCCAUGAUGGUGCUGCAGGAUCAGCUUCGGAACAGCAGCAGGCCUUUGGAGCUCCCUCCGGCCCAGCAAAUGGCCCCUACGGCAUUCCACAGUCGCAAGCUGAUGGCUCCAAUUUCAAUCGCAAGCGUAACUACCACGAGGGAUUCCAGGCCGAUCAGGAGCGCGACGAUGGACCCCACCAUCGCACAUACAAGACCCCUCGCCGGGGGCGUGGCGGUGGCCGGGGAGAUUGGAUGGGUAGGGACGGCGGCCGCGCAGGACCGGCUGGUCCGGGACAGUUCCAUCCUGGUGCAGCGGGAUUCCCAGUGAUGCCUCCUGCGUUCCCCGGCUUUGACCAGAAUGAUCCGAUGGCAGCGAUGAUGGCUCUUCAGAGCAUGGGUUUCCCUCAAAUGCCGGGCAUGCCUCCGAUGCCGAUACCACCCCCGGGCGCCGGGGCCGGCCAGCAGCCGGACAAGAUGGGACCCAAGAGUUCGGAGCGGUGUCCGUUCUAUGAGACUCAGGGUAUCUGCUACCUUGGCGCUACAUGCCCGUACCAGCACGAUGCCAUGCCAGGGUCUUCCAAGGAAGAUGAAUAUGAUCCAAAAUCCUCCAACCUCAUCACCGACUUCCAAAGGCGCACGGAUACACCUAUGCGAGGCAGCGACAGAGGUCGCGGCCGCGGUCGUGGUGGGGACCGGGGUGGCUUUGGAGGCAGGGGACGACGCUCUGAAUUCUCUUCUGCUGGGCCUAACGAGGAUACGACGAUCACGACCAUUGUUGUUGAGCAGAUUCCUGAUGAUAAGAUGGACGAAGCCACGAUCCGAGAGUUCUUUUCACAAUAUGGCGAGAUCACUGAGGUCACUCUACAACCACACCGGCGACUGGCCUUGAUUACCUACGAUAACCACGCAGCUGCUAAACGGGCAUGGUCUAGUCCCAAGGUGAUCUUUGAUAACCGAUUCGUCAAAGUCUACUGGCAUAAGCCCAAGGGUGAUCGCAAUGGUGACCAUCGGUCUCCUGCCGGCGACGCCAUGAACGAGGGACCAGCUUUCAACCGCGAAGAGUUUGAGAGACAGCAAGAGGAAGCCCAGCGGGCGCACGAGGAGAAGUUAAAGAAGCGCAAGGAGACCGAGGAAGCAAAACAAGCCCUCGAGCGACAGCGCGACGAGCUCCUUAAGAAGCAGCAGGAAGAGAAGCUUCGUCUGAUGCAAAAGCUUGGCGGAAAAGAAGGCGGUGAUGGCAGCGCCUCUCCGGCCGACGAAGCGGGUGUGUCACAGGAGAAUGCUAGUGACCAGACCCAGCAGCUUCGUGCACAGCUGGCCGCUCUUGAAGCCGAAGCGAAGAGUCUUGGUAUCGACCCCAACGGUGCUGGUGCGGGCGCACCGUACUCCUACCGCGGUCGCGGAAGAGGAUUCGGUGCUCGUGGUGGAUUUCCGCCCCGGGGCCGUGGUUACGACCCGUCCUUCCGCGGUGGAUAUCGUGGUCGUGGCGGCGCUGCUCGCGGCAGAGGUGGUGUUCUACGUCUCGACAACCGACCCCGUAGGGUAGCUGUCUCCGGUGUGGAGGCCAACUCUGAGAAGGACGAGGCCUUAAGACAAUACCUCAUUGGCGUCGGCGAAUACGAAUCCAUCGAGCCCAACCCAGACCAACCCGACUCAGUCAUCGUAGCCUUCAAGGAACGCUACCUAGCCGAGAAGUUCAUGUUUGGAACACGAGACAUCCCCUCGGUAGGCCAAGUCCAGCUCACUUGGGUCCCUAACCCCCCUAUCACCCUCCCAGCCAGCGGCACAACAUCCGGCCCUGGCUCGGAUACCAAUAAGACAGGGUCAGAUGAGGACACGGUAAUGGACAACGCAACGGGGCCAUCCAUGCUACCGGAACAGAGCGGAGCACGCAAGGACGGCCCGCACGAUGUGGACUACGAUGUGGCGGAGGUGGAUGACAGUUGGGGAGUGGAGUAG